AUGCCGGAGCAGAGUUCUAAGAGCAGUGCUAGUUCCGUGAAAGGCUUUAAGAAAGCCGUGACUAAAACUCAGAAAAAAGAGAAGAAGCGCAAGAGAUGUCGCAAGGAGAGCUAUUCAGUUUAUAUCUAUAAAGUACUGAAACAAGUUCACCCGGAUACUGGUAUUUCUUCAAAGGCUAUGAACAUUAUGAAUUCUUUCGUUACUGAUAUAUUCGAGCGCAUUGCAGAGGAGGCGUCUCGCCUGGUGCAUUACAGCAAGCGUUCGACUAUCACAUCCAGGGAGAUCCAGACAGCAGUGCACUUGCUGCUUCCUGGGGAAUUGGCCAAGCACGCAGUGUCCGAGGGCACCAAGGCUGUCACUAAAUAUAGUAGUUCCAAGUAA
Mesoplodon densirostris (Blainville's beaked whale) is the source of this 381-nucleotide messenger RNA. Its product is annotated as histone H2B type 1-A-like. Gene Ontology annotation, molecular function: structural constituent of chromatin; protein heterodimerization activity; DNA binding. Gene Ontology annotation, cellular component: nucleosome. NCBI's taxonomy places the organism in Eukaryota, Metazoa, Chordata, Mammalia, Artiodactyla, Ziphiidae. The transcript has a single exon. The record is from RefSeq and is a predicted model, not a curated record. Bases 1 to 381 code for a protein of 126 amino acids.